UACCUGAAUUUACUAAGUAAUAAUUUUAUUAUUAAAUAAAAUGUCUUGGAACAAAAUUAAAUGUAAACAUCGAGAGGUUCAAUUAAUCGGAACCCUUAAUGGAGGACAAAGCUUCAGAUGGACAUAUAAUCAAGAAAACGAUGAAUGGAUCGGGAUUUUCUCGAAAACAGUGUGGAAAUUGCGUCAAAAAGAUGAUUGCUUACAUUACCAAGUCUUAGGUUCCUUGCUGAAUAAACCUACUAAAAAUAAAACAAAAGUUAAUAAUAAAGCAGAAGUAAAUAAAAACGGGUUUUUUACGAGUUUGCUUGAGAAAUAUUUUCGCUUGGAAGUGGAUUUGGGUAAUUAUUACAAGAUGUGGUCAGAAAGUGACGAGUUGUUUAAAACGGCCGGGCAGCAGUUCUACGGCAUCAGGAUGCUGGCGCAGGAGCCUGUGGAGAACCUAUUUUCAUUUAUUUGCAGCCAAAAUAACCACAUAUCAAGGAUAUCAAGCAUGGUAGAAAAGUUAUGCUCUAACUAUGGAGAAGAAAUCUGCACCUAUGAAGGCACCACAUACCAUGCUUUUCCUGAAGUUGAAAAGCUAUGUGAGCCGAAGGUGGAAUCUCAGCUACGGGAGCUUGGGUUUGGCUACAGAGCCAAAUUUAUCCAAAAGUCAGCAGCACAAAUUGUGGAGUGGGGGGGAGAGGAAUGGUUCAAGACCCUCCAGGAGAUGAAGUACAAGGAUGCCAAGGGCGAGCUCAUGAAGCUACAUGGAAUUGGACCUAAGGUGGCCGACUGCAUCUGCCUAAUGUCCCUCCACCACCUCGAAGCCCUGCCAGUGGACACGCACGUGUACCAGAUCGCGACGCACUACCUCCCCCACCUGCGCGGCCGGAAGUCCGUCACCGACAAGAUGUACGCGGAGAUCGGCGAUCACUUCCGGAAGCUGUACGGAGACUUGGCCGGCUGGGCGCAUACCGUACUGUUUUGUGCCGAUCUAAAGAAGUUUCAACAAAAUGGCGACGAUGAGUGUGUUAAACCGAAAAAAAGGAAAAAAUGAUCUGUGAUAAUUAAUAAUAUUAACAAAUAAAAGUGUUGUAAGAUGA
Messenger RNA from Cydia pomonella (codling moth), 1082 nucleotides. It is a transcript of the gene Ogg1, whose product is annotated as N-glycosylase/DNA lyase. Lineage: Eukaryota; Metazoa; Arthropoda; Insecta; Lepidoptera; Tortricidae. Gene Ontology annotation, biological process: base-excision repair; base-excision repair, AP site formation; nucleotide-excision repair. Gene Ontology annotation, cellular component: nucleus. The coding region runs from base 41 to 1036 and encodes 331 amino acids. The record is from RefSeq and is a predicted model, not a curated record. The transcript is spliced from 6 exons. Gene Ontology annotation, molecular function: 8-oxo-7,8-dihydroguanine DNA N-glycosylase activity; damaged DNA binding.